GAGUCUUAGCAAACCUUUUUGUUUCCUUUUUGUUCAUCGGUAUUAGGAUUUCUCUUGAAUAUUCUGUGGCAUGUUCAUCUGUCUACCAUGAUGCUAAGCAUCUGAAGAGAACGCACUGUAUAGGGUAGUACUCUUUAACCCUAAAGGCUUCGUAUGUGUAUGGCUUUUAUGUAUGGACUUGAAAAGCUUUGGACUAUCCCGUGAUAAUGGCAUCAAGAAACAUCUGUCGUGUGAGAAGGAACUUCCUCUUUGACUUAAGAGGUUGGGUGCUCCAAUAUUCAGCAGAAGUUUUCCUCAAGUCGAUUUCAUUCAGGCCCUUUAGUGUGGAAUGCGACAGUAAAGACAGGCAGAAUGGGGACCUACUCAACAACUUACUCACCAUGGGAGUUGAUGUCGACAUGGCAAGAAGGCGACAGCCUGGAGUUUUUAACAGGGCUGUCACGAAUGAGCAGGAGCUGAAGACUUUCCUUCUGUCUAAAGGAGCGAGUGACAAAGUGAUUGGUAGCAUCAUAUCAAGAUAUCCACGAGCCAUAACACGCACUCCUGAAAGUCUUUCAAAACGGUGGGAUCUGUGGAGAAAGAUUAUGGCAUCAGACCUUGAAAUUGUAAAUAUUUUGGAGCGUUCUCCUGAAUCCUUCUUUCGGUCUAAUAACAACCUAAACUUAGAGAAUAACAUAAAGUUCCUCUGCUCUGUUGGGUUGACUCAUAAAUGCCUCUGCCGACUGUUAACCAAUGCUCCCAGGACCUUCUCCAACAGUCUGAAUUUGAACAAACAAAUGGUUGAAUUUUUGCAGGAGACCGGUAUAUCCUUAGGUCACAAUAAUCCCACAGAUUUUGUCAGGAACAUAAUUUCUAAAAAUCCUUCCAUCUUAAUUCAGAGCACCAAACGUGUGAAAACUAACAUUGAAUUUUUACAGACAACUUUCAAUUUAGACAAAGAGGACCUACUGCUUCUGAUAUGUGGUCCAGGAGCUAGAAUCUUAGACCUUUCCAAUGACUGUACCAAAAGAAACUACACAAACAUCAAAGAGAGGCUGCUCUCUCUCGGAUGCACUGAGGAGGAGGUACAGAAGUUUGUCCUAAGCUAUCUGAAUAUGAUCUUCUUGUCAGAGAAAAAGUUUAAUGAUAAAAUAGACUGCCUCCUAGAAGAAAAAAUCAGUAUUUCACAAAUACUUGAAAAUCCAAGGGUAUUAGACUCAAGCAUACAUACUUUAAAAACUCGCAUCAGAGAGUUGGCACAUGCUGGAUAUGACGUGAGCACCUCAAGCAUUGCUCUGCUGUCCUGGAGUCAGAGACGAUAUGAAGCUAAACUGAAGAGGUUAAGUGGAUAGGACAGGUGGAGUCACCAGGAAUCUUGCAAGUGUAGCUUGGUUCCAGUUUGGACUUUUCAAACAGGAGAGAUUUUUUUAAAUAAUUUUUUUACUUAAAUCAUUUAAGUAAAUAUUUUAAAAUAUUUAAUAUUGCA
Rattus rattus (black rat) is the source of this 1465-nucleotide messenger RNA. It is a transcript of the gene Mterf1, whose product is annotated as mitochondrial transcription termination factor 1. Gene Ontology annotation, biological process: termination of mitochondrial transcription; regulation of DNA-templated transcription. The record is from RefSeq and is a predicted model, not a curated record. Gene Ontology annotation, cellular component: mitochondrial matrix. The transcript is spliced from 2 exons. The coding region runs from base 207 to 1331 and encodes 374 amino acids. Gene Ontology annotation, molecular function: double-stranded DNA binding. Lineage: Eukaryota; Metazoa; Chordata; Mammalia; Rodentia; Muridae.